AUGGCUCGCCACGGGGAUACUCGCUCACCAUCUCCUGUAGGCAGCACAUAUUCUUCAUCCCGACGGAACCGCAGAGACGAUGAUCGCUACGACAGAGUUCGGCGGGAUGAAGGACGCGGUUAUCGCAGAUCACGCAGCCCAGAGUCUCCAAUCCAGCGGCGAUACCGUGACCGUGACCAUGGCCGUGACCGUGACCGAGAUGGUUAUCGACGACGUGACCGUUCCUUAGACCGACGCGACGAAGACAACUAUCGCCCUCCUCGCCGAGAUCGGUCCCGUGACCGCCGGCGAGAUGAUGAUCGGGACUAUCGUCGCAGAAGCCGCGACAGGGACUAUCGUGCCAGGCGAGAUGAUUCACGCGACCGAGACCGAAGGCGCCCAGAUGAUUCUACUGAUUUGAAAUACAAGUCUAGACGGGAUGACAGCCGUGACCGCGCCUCGAACCGUCGGUCCAGGUCUCGAACUCAAGAGCCAUCCAAACAAUCGACCCCCGCCCCCGCCGUCCAGACCGAUGAGCAAAAGAAGGCUGAGCGACUUGCGAAACUAGAGCUGUGGAAGGCCAAGCAGGCUGCGGAGAGGGAGCGCAAGCAACAAGAACAGGCUGCUGGUGGUGGUCGAGGCAUUCUGGAUGCGAUUGAUCGCAAAUCGGGCCUAUCCCCUGCAGUUGGAUCCCCUCAAACCCCCACAUCUCAAGUCGACUCUCCUGCUCCCUACGCCGGGAAAUUCGAUCCGAAGGCCAUCGCAAAAAGUGCGACUUCGACUACCGCGGUCCCUGCUGUUUUGGGAAAUGAUAUCGACGUUCCGCAAGGCGUCAAAGUUCCAGCCAAGCCAUCCCAGGUUCCCCCCGCUCCAGCACCCGCUCCGUUAAAAGCUAAGGGCAACGUCAGCGGGUUUGGUCUAGGCGCGAAGCAAGCUACGGAUUCCGAUAAACCAUCCGCUAGUCGUACCUUGGGAUUCGGCGAAGAGGAAUCAACCCGGAAAAAGCUUGAGCGUCUGCCAACUCCGCCAUUGGACGAUGGGAAAGACAGCUUCGAGGCUGGAGACGAGGCGGGUGAUGAUGACGAUGUCGACAUGCAAGAUGAGGGGACAGAAGAGGAGGCCGCAGCCGCGGCACGAGCCGCAGCAGAGCGUCGCGAGGAACGCCUCCAAACCCAAAACUUUGAAGAUCAAGGUGACACUCGAACAAACGGAGAUGUCACUAUGGAGGAUAUUUCUCAUCAGCAAGCUGAGUCUACUCAAAUGGAAGUUGAUGAGGAGGAAGAAGUUGAUCCUCUUGAUGCAUUCAUGUCAGAGCUGGCAGAUAAGGCCCCGCCGAAGAAGAAAUCUGGCGCCACAUUUGCAAAGCAGAAGAAGGCAGCGCAGCCCCAGGCGCUGUUUGGUGAUGAGGACGAUGUUGACAUUACCGCAGUUGGCGACGAUGACGCUGACGACGUCCUAGCCAUGGCGAAUAAGAAAAAGAAGAAAGAAAUUCCGACGGUGGACCACAAAAAGGUUGAGUAUGAGCCGUUCCGAAGCAAAUUUUAUAAUGAGCCUUCUCAUCUUGCCGACAUGACUGAGGAAGAGGUUGCUAAUUUGCGACUCGAGCUUGAUGGCAUCAAAGUGCGUGGCAGCGACAUUCCUAAGCCUGUCCAGAAGUGGUCGCAGUGCGGCUUAGGUGUACAAACCCUGGAAGUUGUUGAUCGUCUAGGCUAUGAGAGCCUUACAUCCAUCCAGGCCCAGGCAAUUCCAGCCAUUAUGUCCGGCCGUGACGUGAUUGGCGUGGCAAAGACUGGUUCUGGAAAAACCAUCGCCUUCCUGAUCCCCAUGUUCCGUCACAUCAAGGACCAACGGCCACUUGACAACAUGGAGGGUCCGAUCGGUCUAAUUAUGACACCAACUCGUGAAUUGGCCACGCAGAUUCACAAGGAUUGCAAGCCUUUCCUGAAAGCUCUCGGUCUUAGAGCCGUCUGCGCAUACGGCGGCGCUCCGAUCAAGGAUCAAAUCGCUGAUUUGAAACGCGGUGCAGAAAUCGUUGUCUGCACUCCUGGGCGAAUGAUUGAUCUUCUCGCUGCGAAUGCCGGGCGAGUCAUCAAUCUGCGUCGUGUUACAUACGUCGUGCUGGACGAAGCAGAUCGCAUGUUUGACAUGGGAUUUGAGCCUCAGGUUAUGAAGAUUCUGGCCAACGUCCGGCCUGACCGACAGACUGUGCUUUUUUCCGCCACCUUCCCACGCAAUAUGGAGGCUCUCGCUCGAAAAACGCUUAAGAAGCCCGUCGAGAUUGUCGUCGGUGGGAAGAGUGUUGUGGCACCUGAAAUCACUCAGGUCGUUGAGGUCCGGAACGAGGAUCAGAAAUUCGUUCGUCUGCUGGAGCUAUUAGGUAAUUUAUACUCAGACGAUGCAAACGAAGAUGCGCGGGCGUUGAUCUUCGUCGAUCGUCAGGAGUCAGCUGAUAACCUUCUCAAAGAGUUGAUGCGGAAGGGUUAUCCAUGCAUGUCGAUUCAUGGUGGGAAGGAUCAGAUCGAUCGAGACUCUACGAUUGAAGACUUUAAAGCCGGAAUCUUCCCUGUCUUGGUUGCAACCUCGGUCGCGGCUCGUGGUCUGGAUGUCAAGCAGUUGAAACUUGUUAUCAACUACGAUGCACCCAAUCACUUGGAAGACUAUGUUCAUCGUGCUGGGCGUACCGGGCGUGCUGGAAACACUGGUACCGCAGUUACAUUCCUUACCGAGGAUCAAGAACGGUAUUCCGUCGACAUUGCCAAGGCUCUCAAGCAGAGUGGACAAGAAAUUCCCGAGCCUGUCCAAAAGCUGGUUGACUCCUUCUUGGAGAAAGUCAAGGCAGGCAAAGAGAAGGCUAGCGCGUCUGGCUUCGGUGGAAAGGGUCUGGAGCGUCUUGACCAAGAGCGUGAGACUGCUCGUAUGCGCGAGCGCAGGACAUAUAAGACCGGCGACGAUGGUGAUGAGGAGGAAGAAAAGGAGGAUAAGGACAAGAAGGUGGAUGAAGACCGCUUCAACAAGGCACUCUCGUCCGUACAAUCUGCUGCUGCUCCAGCCCCUGCACCACUUGUUGGCGUGCCAAAGGGUAUUGACCUGGAUGGUAAAAUCACCGUACACAGGACUGAAAAGGAUGCUGCUGGCGGCAAGAACGCUCUGGACAAGGUUGGCUCUGCUGUUGCCGAUAUUCAUGCACGUCUGAGUAGAGCCGGUGUGAUGAGAUCUGGUGUCCCGAUCGACAACCGCGGCCCCGAUGCAGGUGCAUUCCAUGCUACAUUGGAAAUCAAUGACUUUCCCCAAAAAGCACGUUGGGCCGUCACCAACCGCACCAACGUCGCCAAGAUCCUGGAAGCUACCGGCACGUCCAUUACAACCAAAGGCAACUUCUAUGCCACUGGUAAAGAGCCUGGCCCGGGCGAGAGCCCCAAGCUAUACAUUCUUGUGGAAGGUGAAACCGAGAUCUCCGUCACCAAUGCUAUGCGUGAAUUGAUGCGACUGUUGAAGGAGGGUACGAUCGCAGCUGCCGAUAGCGAUGCUCGUGCGCCGGCAAGUGGUCGUUACAAUGUCGUCUAA
This is a messenger RNA of Penicillium macrosclerotiorum, 3543 nucleotides long. RefSeq lists its product as uncharacterized. The transcript is spliced from 4 exons. NCBI's taxonomy places the organism in Eukaryota, Fungi, Ascomycota, Eurotiomycetes, Eurotiales, Aspergillaceae. The record is from RefSeq and is a predicted model, not a curated record. Gene Ontology annotation, biological process: mRNA splicing, via spliceosome. The coding region runs from base 1 to 3543 and encodes 1180 amino acids. Gene Ontology annotation, cellular component: nucleus. Gene Ontology annotation, molecular function: nucleic acid binding; ATP binding; RNA helicase activity.